Messenger RNA from Closterium sp. NIES-65, 3925 nucleotides. NCBI's taxonomy places the organism in Eukaryota, Viridiplantae, Streptophyta, Zygnematophyceae, Desmidiales, Closteriaceae. The record is from the annotation of a GenBank genome assembly.
AUGUCCCCGUCAGACGCAGACCCGAACAGCUCGUUACAGUCACGGCACGCGCAAAUGUCCCCCACUACCUCCCCGCCCAACCACCGCCGAACACAGAGCAGCGGAACCUUUCUCUGGGGGGGCGGAAUGAUGGGGGGACUUCCGCCCACGAGCCCCCGAACCAGCGGGUUUGGCGCGGGUUUCGCAGGCAGCGGCGCGCAUUUGCCCCCGCUUAGCCCCCGGGCAGGCGGAAAGGGGGGCGGCGGGCCCUGCCCUUUGCCCAGCCCCAUUGGACGGAGCAAAACGACUGGCGGAAGCUUUUCGAGGGUUUCCGCGGGCGGGCCGCUCGCUGACGUGGCCAGCCUCCCCAGAAGCCGAACUACGUACGCGACAAUGGGGGAAGGCGGAGGGGGUGGAGCGGGGGGAGCGGGGGGAGGGGGACGUGCGGGGAUGGGUGGAGAAGGCAGGGCGGCGGGGGGAGGGGGGCACUUUUCCUUACACGGGCGGAAGGGCACGGGCGGUGUGGGUGGCGGGGUGCCUCGAAGCGCCAGCAGCGGGAACGUGGCGGGUAUGGGGCAAGGCGGUGCGAGCAUGGGGUUCACCCCCACCAUGGGUACGAUGCUUGAUGCUGGCAUGGCGGGAACAGGCGUGCCUCGCAGCGCGAGCAGCGGAAACGUGGCGGGAAUGGGGCAAAGUGGGGCGGGCACGGGGCAAAGUGGGGCGGGCAUGGGGCAAAGUGGGGCGGGCAUGGGGCAAAGUGGGGCGGGCAUGGGGCAAAGUGGGGCGGGCAUGGGGCAAAGUGGGUCGGGCAUGGGGCAAAGUGGGGCGGGCAUGGGGCAAAGUGGGGCGGGCAUGGGGGUGAGCGGCGCGGGAAUGGGAUUCGCCCCCACCAUGGGUACGGUGCUUGAUCCCGCGCGGGGGGGUGGCGGGGUGCCUAGAAGCGCGAGCAGCGGGAAUAUGGCGGGGAACAUGGCCGGCAGCAUGGGCGGCAGCAUGGGCGGCAGUAUGGGCGGCAGUAUGGGCGGCAUGGGGUUCACUCCCGCCAUGGGCACGGUUUUUGGAAGCGCAGGGGUGCCUCGAAGCGCCAGCAGCGGGAAUAUGGGCGGCAUGGGCGGAACUGGCGCGGGCAUGGGCGGGAGCACCGCGGGCAUGGGCGGGAGUGGCGCAGGGACAAGGCUCAGUGGAUUGGGAUUGGGCUCACCUGGUGCACAUAAAGGGGGGACGCACAGGAGAACAAGCAGCGUUAGCAGCGGUGGUGGUGCUGCUGGUGCUGCUGGUGGUGUUAUGCAACAGCAGCAUGGGUACGGCCUGAGCAGCCCCAGCAGCACUGGCAUCAUUGGACGACAUAGGAGAUCGGCAAGUACAAGUCACCAGCCUGAUUCCACCUCCACGAACCUUUUUGACACCAGCAGGAACCUUCCUGAUAGCAGCAGGCCCAAGGGGUUCCGGACGCCGAGAAUCGUGCUUCCCCAUCACGACAACAUCAGCCCUGCCACGUCACCGCACUCCACCAGCCCACGUGGCAGCAGCAGCAGCCUCGCUCCCGGUGACACGUCACUCAAGUCGCCCUACACCAGCCCGCCCAACGCCAGUCCACGGGGCACCCCACCCUCCCCCAGUUACCGCCUCCCUCCCCAUAAGUCUCCUGCCUCUGCUUCUCAUGCUACCUUGCUUCAAGGCCGCGUGCCCGGACCAGCACAAUUACUAGGAGGUUUUACAGGAGCAGCAGGAGCAGCACCAGCCAUCCCAGCAACCUUCUCUCGCUCCCCCAGGCACCGUAGCCCCAGUGUGCUCAGCCCGAACCUGCAGAGCCCGAGCCUCCGCAGCCCGAAGCUGAGAAGCCCGAGCCUCCCCAGCCCCGGCAUCAUCCGAACCGGCAGCUCAAGUCCGGGAGGCAACGCCGCGAGCAACUUAAUCGGCUUCUCCUCGCCGACUUACCUCCCUAGUACAUCAUCCUCGGCGUCUUUAAAUGCAAAUAGUCCUUAUGCAAAUUACCCGUAUACCCCAGGAGGGGGCAGUGUUGUUCACAGCCCACAAUCCAUGGCUGCUCUGGCAGAGAGGGACAAGCAAAAGCUGGCCGAGAUUCAGAGCUUCUUUGCUUCGGGACCCGCAGGGCUAGGCUCGGGAAGGCGAGGUUCGGGGCAGUGGUUGGUGGGGGGAAGCACGCCGCUCCAGUCACCCAGGCCUGGAAUCUCCCCUAAUACCUCCCCUCCUGUGAAUUCACCUUCGAAAGGGGGAGCGAGAGGAGGAAGAGGAGGGAAGAAGGGAGGUAUGGGGUUGUUUCUGGGUCCUAUUCGCACGCCGAGUCCCAGUGAGUAUUACCGGCUUGCUUCGCCUGCUGGUGGAUGGAUGGGCGGGGCGUGGGGACGAGGGGAGGGAGAGCAGGAAGAGGAGGAGGGCGAGGAAGAGGAAGAGGGUGAGGAGGAAGGGGAGGAGGAGGACUGGGGGAGGUACAUGGGUGGAGAGGCGUAUGUGGUAAAUGAGGAAGGGGAGGGAGAGGAGGGACCAGCAGGCGCAUCAGGAGGAGCAGGAGCAGCAGAAAAGGCAGGCAGUGUGGAGGAAGGAGGAGAGAAGGCAGUGAGGGAGCAGGAAAUUCUGACUAAAGAAGCUGUUGCAGCAGCAGCAGCAGCAGCAGCACAAGGGAAGGCGGAAACAGCCCUGAUGCAAGCAGCAGCAGGCGAAGCUUUUAUGAAAGAGACAGCAGGAGGCUCCCAAGGGGGCAAGCAAGGCAAGGCCGACGCAAAAACCAUGGUGCAAGCUGGAGCCGGCGGAGGAAAGUCAGGCGUGAAAGCAAUGGUGCAAGCAGCAGCAAGUGAAGCUGGCAAGAAAGAGACAGCAGCAGCAGCAGCAGGAGGAGGAGGAGGAGGAGGAGGAGGAGGAGGAGGAGGAGGAGGAGGAGGAGGAGGAGGAGGAGGAGGAGGAGGAGGAGGAGGAGGAGGAGGAGGAGGAGGAGGAGGAGGAGGAGGAGGAGGAGGAGGAGGAGGAGGAGGAGGAGGAGGAGGAGGAGGAGGAGGAGGAGGAGGAGGAGGAGGAGGAGGAGGAGGAGGAGGAGGAGGAGGAACAUCGGACGUGAAAGCGCUGGUGCAGGCAGCACUAACAGAGUGGCGGAGGAAGGAGGAGGCGGCAAUGCAGCAGCAGGCCGCGUCGGUGCUGGGCAGGGGAUUGUCGGACGUGCGCAAGGUGUACCAGCUGGGCAAGGAGCUGGGGAGAGGGAACUUCGGGGUGAUCAGGGAGGCCGUGGAUUGGGUGUCUGGCGAACGAUUCGCGUGCAAGAGCGUCAACAAGAAACGACUGGAGUGCCUGGAUGACUUGGAGGAUCUAAGGAGGGAGGUGGAGGUGAUGCGAGUGCUGAAAGGCCAUCCCAACAUUGUGUCGCUGAUGGAUACCUAUGAAGAUGACACGGACGUGCACAUAGUGAUGGAGCUGUGCGAGGGUGGAGAGCUCUUUGAUCGCAUCGUCGCGCGCAACCACUUCACCGAGAGACAAGCAGCACAGGUGUGCCGUACUCUCGCCGACGUGCUGCGCUACUGCCACUCCCACCACAUCCUGCACCGCGACUUAAAGCCCGAGAACGUGCUGCUUGUGUCGACACGCAGUGACACGCGUGUGAAGGUCAUAGACUUCGGUAUGGCCUACCGCUUUCAGGACGGCGAGCGCUGCACCCAACGCGCUGGCACUCCGAAUUACAUCUCCCCAGAAGUCAUCGCGAAAAACUACGGCACCGAGGCGGAUGUGUGGAGCUUAGGUGUCAUACUCUAUGUGAUGCUGUGCGGGCUGCCGCCAUUCUGGGGGGACACAACGGAGGAGAUCUUCUCGAGUAUUCUGUACGAGCCGUUGGAUCUCGAGACCGAGCCUUGGCCGGACGUGUCUGCCGCGGCAAAGGACUUGGUUCGGCGGAUGCUGUGCCGGAGGUUCGACGAGCGGAUCACCGUCCCGGAGAUACUGA